Solea solea (common sole) is the source of this 7294-nucleotide messenger RNA. RefSeq names its product tripeptidyl peptidase 2 (gene tpp2). The record is from RefSeq and is a predicted model, not a curated record. Gene Ontology annotation, biological process: proteolysis. Gene Ontology annotation, cellular component: cytosol. Lineage: Eukaryota; Metazoa; Chordata; Actinopteri; Pleuronectiformes; Soleidae. The transcript has 29 exons. Gene Ontology annotation, molecular function: tripeptidyl-peptidase activity; serine-type endopeptidase activity. The coding region runs from base 43 to 3927 and encodes 1294 amino acids.
CUCCCAAUUUCUGUGCUUUGUUUUCCGUGUCUCUCUCUGAACAUGGCUGCUCACUCUACUGAAGAGCCGUAUCCCUUCCACGGGCUGCUCCCUAAGAAAGAAACCGGUGCCACUUCUUACCUCUCGAGGUUUCCAGAAUAUGAUGGCCGAGGCGUGCUCAUCGCUAUCCUCGAUACCGGCGUGGACCCCGGGGCUCCGGGCUUGCAGGCCACAACUGAAGGGAAGCCAAAGAUCAUCGAUAUUAUCGAUACAACAGGCAGCGGUGAUGUGAACAUGACCACAGUGGUGGAACUUAAAGAUGGGACAAUCACAGGCCUGUCUGGUAGAAUACUUAAGAUCCCUACUGCCUGGGUCAAUCCAUCAGGGAAAUAUCACAUUGGAGUUAAAAAUGGCUAUGAGUUCUUUCCCAAGGCUCUUAAGGAAAGAAUACAGAAAGAGAGAAAGGAGAAGAUAUGGGACCCGUCACAUAGAGCAGCAGUCGCUGAGGUUUCUCGCAAGACAGAAGAGUUUGACCUCUCUCACCCUACACCCUCACAGAUGGAGAAGUUGCAGAAAGAAGAGCUGCAGAGUCAGACAGAGCUGUUGGCAGCACUAGAAAAGAAGUACACUGAUCCUGGUCCUGUUUAUGACUGUGUGCUUUGGCAUGACGGUGUCACAUGGAGGGCCGUAGUGGACACAUCUGAAUGUGGAGAACUGUCUCAGUGCAGUGUACUGUGUUCUUACAAAGAGACACAACAGUAUGCCACUUUAGGAAAUGCAGAGAUGCUUAAUUACUCUGUUAAUAUAUAUGAUGAGGGAAACACACUCUGCAUUGUCACCAGUGGAGGGGCCCAUGGGACACACGUAGCAAGCAUAGCAGCAGGUUACUUCCCAGAGGAACCAGAGCGCAAUGGAGUUGCCCCCGGUGGUCAAAUCCUGGCCCUGAAGAUUGGAGACACUCGUCUUAGCACCAUGGAAACAGGCACAGGACUUAUCCGUGCGAUGAUUGAAGUUAUCAACUACAAGUGUGACCUGGUUAACUAUAGCUAUGGGGAAGCCACCCACUGGCCCAAUUCAGGGAGGAUUUGUGAUGUGAUCACAGAGGCUGUGCAGAAGCACAACGUCAUAUUUGUUUCAAGUGCAGGAAACAAUGGCCCCUGCCUCUCUACAGUUGGCUGUCCAGGGGGAACCACUACUAGUGUCAUAGGAGUUGGAGCGUAUGUGACUCCAGACAUGAUGGUGGCAGAGUAUUCCCUGAGGGAGAAGCUGCCUCCCAAUCAAUACACCUGGUCAUCCAGGGGCCCCACUACAGAUGGGGCCCUGGGGGUCAGCAUCAGUGCCCCUGGUGGUGCAAUUGCAUCUGUGCCCAACUGGACUCUCCGUGGUACUCAGCUUAUGAAUGGUACAUCCAUGUCAUCUCCCAAUGCCUGUGGAGGCAUUGCACUAAUCCUCUCAGGACUGAAGCAGAAUGGAAUCCGUCCCUCUGUUCCUGCUCUCAGGAGAGCGCUGGAAAACACAGCUUUGAAGGUUGAGGACAUUGAACUAUUUGCACAGGGCAAUGGAAUAAUCCAGGUGGACAAGGCGUUAGACUACCUCACUCAACACAACUCUUCACCCACAAAUAACCUUGGCUUCUCCAUAAGCAUUGGAACGCAGAGAGGCAUUUACCUCAGAGAUCCAGCCCAGCUUCUUGCACCUUCAGACCAUGGAGUAGGAAUUGAACCCGUGUUCCCAGAGAACACAGAAAACUCGGAGCGAAUCUCCUUGCAGCUACACUUGGCGCUCACAUGUACUGCCCCAUGGGUCCAGUGUCCCUCUCACCUAGAGCUGAUGAAUCAGUGUCGCCAUGUCAAUGUCCGCAUCGAUCCCGUUGGACUGAGAGAGGGAGUGCACUACACAGAGGUGUGUGGGUACGAUACAGCAACACCAACUUAUGGCCCACUGUUCAGAGUCCCAAUAACAGUUAUAAUCCCAACCAAAGUGACAGAUGCUCGUAAUCAGGAGGUGUGUUUCUCAGACAUGCACUUCAGACCAGGCCAGAUCAGACGCCACUUUAUCACUGUUCCUCAGGGAGCCUCCUGGGCAGAGAUCACAGUGACAUCUCAAUCGGGAGAAGUGUCAUCAAAGUUUGUUUUGCAUGCGGUGCACCUGGUCAAACAGAAGGCGUACAGAGCUAAUGAAUUCUACAAAUUCUCUUCACUGUUGGAGCGAGGGUCUCUGACUGAGGCUUUUCCUGUCCUGUCUGGAAAAAUAGUAGAGUUGUGCAUUGCACGCUGGUGGGCGAGUCUGGGUGACGUCAUAGUGGACUACAGUAUCUCAUUCCAUGGACUUCACACUAAUCCGUCACCCCUGCACAUACAUGCCUCAGAGGGAGUAACGAGUUUUGAUGUGUCGUCACCUCUGAGGUACGAGGAGGUGUCACCAACUAUUACCCUUAAGUCCUGGGUUCAGCCUCUCAGACCUUUAAGUUCGAAGAUAAAAGCAUUGGGUGUGAGAGAUGUUCUCCCCAGCAACAGACAACUCUAUGAGAUUGUCCUCAGCUACAGCUUUCACCAGCCUAAGACUGGUGAAGUUACACCCAGCUGUCCCAUGCUGUGUGAGCUGCUUUAUGAGUCCGAGUUUGACAGUCAGCUCUGGAUGCUGUUCGAUCAGAACAAGAGACUCCUAGGCUCAGGAGAUGCCUACCCACAUCAGUAUUCCCUUAAGCUGGAAAAGGGGGACUACACUGUGCGUUUACAGGUUCGCCAUGAGCAGUCCAGUGAGCUUGAGCGCCUUAAGGACCUGCCAUUUGUGGUUUCACACCGUCUGUCUACUACUCUUAGUCUAGACGUCUAUGAGACGCAUCGAGCUGCUCUCAUGGCCAAGAAGAAGGCUAACUCUGUCACUCUGUCUCCGGGUGCCACUCAGCCAUUCUAUGUCACAGCCCUGCCAGACGACAAGAUCCCCAAAGGCACAAGUCCAGGUUGUUAUCUGUCAGGCUCUCUUCUUGUCCCCAAAAGCGAGUAUGGCAAGAAAGCAGGGCAGGCCUCUGCAAAACGACAAGGGAAGUUUAAAAAGGAUAUUGUACCAGUGUUCUACCAUUUAAUCCCUGCUCCUAAUAAAACUAAGAAUGGAGGGAAGGAGAAGGACAAGGAAGGAGACAAAGAGAAAGAUCCAAAAGAGGAGUUUGCAGAGGCCAUGCGAGACUUGAAGAUUCAGUGGAUGACAAAGUUGGAUUCAAGCUCCAUCUAUGCAGAACUGAUAGAAAAGUACUCGGAUUACCUUCCUCUGCAUGUGCAAAGACUGCACCAACUUGACUCAGAGAAGGAGCGUGUCAAACAUCUCAACGAAGUAGUUUCGGCAGCUGACAUUGUCAUCGACCACAUCGACCAGACGGCAUUGGCUGUUUAUCUCACUAUGAAGAUGGACCCCCGGCCUGAUGCUGCUGCUAUAAAGAUUGACAUGGAGAAGCAGAAGUCAUCUCUUCUGGACGCUCUGUGUAGGAAGGGCUGCGCUCUGGCCGACCAGCUGCUGCCACCCCUCACACCAGAGAAGGGCGCUGGUGCACUGGACCCUGAACAGGCAGCAUUAGCAGCAGCAGUAGCAGCAGCAGCAGCAGCAGCAGAAGCAGCAGCAGAGGCAGAGCAGGAUGGGGUACAGGUGGCCAGCAGCUCUGAUGAUACCUCGCAUAAUGUCGCUAAAGCCCUGACAGAUACCUUUUGGGAGGUACAGAAGUGGGCAGAGCUAACAGACUCCAAGAUCCUGAUGUUUUCAUAUAAACACGCUCUUGUGAACAAGAUGUACGGCCGAGCCUUAAAAUAUGCCUCAAAGAUGGCGGAGGAGAAGCCCAGCAAAGAGAACAUGAAGAACUGUUUCCAGCUAAUGCGACAUCUCCGAUGGACACAUUGUGCUACCUUCUGUGAGAACUCACUCCCUGUCAUGUACCCAACUGACUACACUCUUUUCUAAAUGCACACAUAAAUGAACAGCAUGGCCACACAUGGCCCAUUACAUGGGAAGUUCAGUAUCAGGUCCCUCAGGGUCACAUGGUUUAUUCAUUCAAAUUCAGAUGUAUGCCAACACCAAAAUCAAGAACACUUAAGAAUGGUUUGAGGUACUUGACACUUCCUCAGCUGUUUGUUUGAAUAUUGCCAACUGAAAUGCUCUUGGUGAGUUUUGUAGCUCAGUGGGAUUCUAGUUUUUAUUUUGGUGUUGUCUACACAUUUGGAAGCUUUCACUUUACUCACUGCCCUCUGCUGUCUGGGCUCCAUGUCAUACCAGUAACUUAAUUUUAUCUUGUAAAUACUGUAAAAGGGGGCACACGGUUGUAGUGGUUAGUGCUCUUGCCUUUGCAGCAAGAAGACCUAGGGUUCGAGCCCCGGUUGGAACAAGGUCCUUUCUACAUUUCUACAUGGAGUUUACAUGUUCUCCCCGUGUGUGCUUGGGUUUUCUCCGGGUUCUCCGGCUUCCUCCCACAGUCCAAAAACAUGCAAUAUGGGAAUUAGGUAAAUUGGACACUCUAAAUUGACCGUAGGUGUGAAUGUGAGAGUGAAUGGUUGUUUGUCUCUGUGUGGCCCUGCGAUGGACUGGCGACCUGUCCAGGGCCUAUCGCCCUAUGUCAGCUGAGAUUGGCACAGCACCCUCCGCGACCCUCCGGUGGAGGAUAAAGCGGUAGAUGAUGGAUGAAUGGAUGGAUGGAAAUACUGUGAAAGGGCCUAUGUGGACUCCACGGGACAUAUCCCAAAUCUCUCUUUCUAAAAAUAAAUUGUGAUCAUAUAAACACAAGCAAACAACGUAAUUAUACUUCAGUGGGAAGAUGCAAGGACUCACUGCUGCGCAUGUUUGGACAUACAAGAGCACACACAGUCUGUCUGGUCCCAGAAUCAAGAAGCAGAACUUAUUAUUAUUUAUUUCAGGCUGGCUGGGAUCAUACGGUAUUGUUUGGUCUUGUCUGUUCUUGUCACAAACACAGUCUCAGAACGCACAGCAGUGCUAAGGUGCCUUUUUACAUGUACCUUUACUGAUGGGCUGAAAGAUGUGCAAGAGGUUUAAUAAAACAAAGUUGCGGACUCACCAGUGUCCAUCAGCAUUUUAGCCACUUGCAGUCAUUUCACCCAUCAGUCUUUGUUGUCAAAAGUGAUGCUGUUGCUCAUAUCAGCAGUGUGACGUGUCCAUGCACUGAAUCAGGAAGUCGCACUGCUUCUACUAUAGUUCAGGCCUUUUUAACUGAGAUUGUAUGAGGUACUGACAUACUAUAAUUAGCUGAUGGAGCUGCCCCCGUGCCAAAAACCUGCUUGAGAGACUGAAGCACACUAGCAGUGAAGACGUGGAUGCCAAGAUGGCAAUCAUUUGUGUGUCCGUCUGAUGCAGUCCUUUGUUUGUUUACAAAAACUUAAUAAGAUAUUUGUGCAGUUGCAUUCAUCCCUCAGCUAUAAACAGCCAUUUCAAAAAAGACAAUCAUAAUGAGUAUCAUAUUGGCUCCUCCCAACCACACGUUAAAAGAUGAUUUUCCUAAUGGACUGCGGGAGAGUGAGCAGUUGAUAAACUCCAGGCUGUCGAGAUAAAAUUUUAAAUAUAUUCUUAAGGUGGACACACGGUGGAGUUGUGGCUAGCAGUGUUGCCUCACAGCAACAAGGUCCGGUUUCAGAACUUGAUUCGACUGAGGGCCUUUCUAUAUGGAGUUGUACUUGCUUCUUGGUAUAGAGGGUGGUCGCAGUGUCCGGACUGUGUCAGUGCUUCAUACAACUACUCCAAAAAAAAAAAAAAACCUUGAACUAUACCAGAGUUGGUCACCCAGAUCACACUGCUGUUAUCUGAACGCCACGUUUGACAACCAUCAAACAGACCUCAAACACAACCGAUGCAAGUGCAAGCAGUGGCAGGAUAAUGAGAUCAGGCUUCAUUGUACAAAUGAUCACAUAGUCGUAGAUAUUUUUAUGUUGCACUUGUACCCUGUCAAAAUGAUGUACAGACGAGCAUAACAAACAUUUAAAUGCAAUAGGUAUAUAAUACAAAUGUUAUUAGAAUUGAUGUAUUUUUACAUAUAUGCAUGUCUCUGAAGAUGUAAGCAAAACUAGUUUUAUUGGGAAGCAGAUUUUAGUUUCUUUAAAUCUAAAUGGUUAGGGUUAGGGUCUUCAUGUGGCCCUGUGAUGGACUGGCGACCUGUCCAGGGUGUAACCCGCCUAUCGCCCUAUGUCAGCUGUGAUUGGCACAGCACCAACUGCGAUCCUCAUGCGGCAGAAGAUGGAUGGAUGGUUUUUAAUUUAAAAGAUUUUGACAAUAAUCUCUUUUCUUAAGUGUAUUGGUGAAUGUUAUUUCAAGUUUUGCAAUCAUCUUACAGUUGGUGACAGUGUUCAACAAGAAAACACGACAUUAUCAUCAUAUCGCAUCAGAGAUAACAGGUGGUGUUCUGACAGGGAAGUUUUUCGUUCUUUGUUUUUUGUGGCAGCACCGUCACGGUUUUUGUGCUUUAAUCAGAAUAGUCGUAUUUUAUUCAAAUCAACAGUUGGAGGCUUCUUUGAUUAACUUUAAUAUUGCAGUUUUCAAUCAGAGAAACUGCAAGCCCAAACAUAUACUUGUGAAUGUUUUAAUGUGGAAAAUUGUGUUUAUUGUCAUGAAUUAUACAUUGAGUGUGAAAGGUGAUGCCGCAGAAUCAGUCUUCCCUGUCACACCAGUAAGGUUUCCUUUAGGACAACUGUCAAUGAUGGUUUUCAAUGUCAUAUGGAAAUGAAUGGAUAGAAAGUAAUGAAAGCUGAAAAUAAGCAUUUUUACCAGAAAAUAUAAAGACAACAGUUAAACAGAAGAAGGAGGCCUACAUGUCCAGCUACAAUGGCUUCACUAAAUCUUCUCAUCAGUGGAAGAUAAAUGUAAAAGCAGGUGUAUUGUUUGUCCUCAUGUUAAUGAAAUCCUAUUUUUAUGGGAUGGCCUGUUCAUGUGUUCGGAUCUGAUUGAGACAAACUAAAUGUUAAGGGCUUUGCAGUUGACAGUAUGUGUUGCCAAUGUUAUCUCCAAGAACAGCCUUAACCUUUCACCUCUGGACUACACCGUCUACUUCUGUCACCACACCUCUCAUAUUUCAUAUCUAUUGCUCUUAUGCUGUUGGUGUCAUGAAACACUUCAGAACUGCUUCUUCUGGAUGUUGAUUGUUUAUAUUUAUAGUUAUCAAUCCUAGUAAUUGCAAAUAUUUUACAGAAUGUUAAAGAGAUAUGAGGUUGUGUAUGCUGACAGUAUUAUUUUAUACCCAUUCUUACCUUGUUUGUGUCAGAUAGACCUUGGCUUCUGUUUUAUGGUCACAAGCAAGGAAAUCACUGAAUAAAAAUGAUUUGGAAAAUUUGAA